AUAUUUAUGUUGAUCACGGUAACCAACGUUGUGGUGAAGCACAGAUUAUGCUAUACAAGUAUUAUACUAACCUAAGUUUCAUGCUAACUAGCUUUAAUGCCGGUUUGGCUGUGAUGCUUGUGUAAAAUUAUUUGUUGAACGAAAUAAUUUUGUAACACUUCUAGGAAAUGAAUAUCAGAUGUGCAAGGCCAGAAGAUUUAAUGAAUAUGCAGCAUUGCAAUUUGCUCUGCUUGCCAGAAAACUACCAGAUGAAAUAUUACUUCUAUCAUGGUCUCUCUUGGCCACAGUUGAGUUAUGUGGCUGAAGAUGAGAGGGGAAAUAUAGUUGGAUAUGUUUUAGCUAAAAUGGAAGAAGAUAGUGAAGAUGACCCUCAUGGGCACAUUACAUCUCUUGCCGUGAAACGCUCCCAUAGGAGAUUGGGUUUAGCUCAAAAACUGAUGGAUCAAGCUUCUAGAUCAAUGGUAGAAUGCUUCAAUGCAAAGUAUGUAUCUCUUCAUGUACGCAAGAGCAACAGGGCAGCACUGAAUUUAUAUACAAACACAUUAAAAUUCACCAUCUCAGAAAUUGAACCCAAGUACUAUGCUGAUGGAGAGGAUGCCUAUGCUAUGAAGAGAGAUUUGGUUUCCUUUGCAUCUCAGAACAUUGCAAGACCAGAUUCCAGCAGCUGUCAUGAAAUAAAGUCUUCAGCUCAUGAAGUUGACAAAAAAGAUAAGAAAGAUUAGUCUUAUAACCCGGUGUUACGCAACCUUUCUACAUUUACGGCACACUAAAUACUGUCGAAGAGUCAUGGCGGCACACCAACCCCAUUUUGCAUAUCAUGGGGGGAGGUACAUGGUUUAUGGCAUUGAUUGGGUGUGACAACUUAUUAUAACUUGACCCCAACCAAAAAAUGUUCAUUAUUUGAAAUAAUUUAUUAACUAUGUGUAAACAUUUAAACUUAAACAUACUUAUUUAUAUGUGUAGAUUGCAGAAAAAUACAUACAGUGGCAACAAAAGUAAAGGGGAGGUAUACAUGUUUUGCUGCAAAGUGGUUGUGUUGCUUUCCAAUUCCAUUUGGUAGAUCUUGUCUGUCUUCAGUCACCCUGAUCAUAAUAAAGAAAAUGAAGACUGAGACAGAGCAGAAAACAAGGUUAACAAUUAUUUAUCUCAUAUGGUUAUAAUUAUAAUGAGGUGAAAAUUUCGUGACGCCCUUAUAUGACCUCCAUGGCACACUGGUUGUGCAUCACUGUUAUAACCCAUUCCAUCUGUAUUUUUAUUAUUUAUGAAGUCCAUCACUCUAUCAGGAGCAUAGGUUGUCUACAUAACAUUGUGUGUAUAACAUUAUUAAAAGUUGAGAAUCACAUGCUUCAUCAAAUACUCAUGCGUGUUCAUAUUAUUGUUAUGAAGUAGAUGAUUAAACUUAAUGUUCCAUUAACUAGGAGACACAAUUUAGCUUUCCUUGGAAUUGUGAUAUAUAAUACUACAACCUGAGUAAGGAGUGCAUAUUUUGUUGAGGACAUUUUUUCAUUGGUACAAGAGAAGACAAAGGGGAGCUCUAUGUACAGUCUGGCCAUGAAAGACUCAACACUGUUGUGUGCUGCCUUGUCACUUUUAGAUCUAUGCAAGCUUUGUAAUGUGUGUGCAUUUCAAUAAUUUGCUCAGAUUUAAUUACUUUCUGUGGCAAAUUAUUUUAUGGUCUAUACAUUUUUCUUUCCUAACUAUUGUAAUAUAAUGAAAUGUUUUUUUCUUGUUACUUAAGACUGUAUCCUAUGCAGCUUUUCAUGUGUUAACAAAUCAGAAGUUUGUGAAGCUGUCACGUGCAUACUUCAUUGGACAUGUGUUACAUGAAAUAAAAUUGUUUGAAUUUGUGAUGUUUAUAAUACAUCAUAUUUAUUGAUCUGUGGUA
Molecule: messenger RNA, 1885 nt
Organism: Zootermopsis nevadensis
Lineage: Eukaryota; Metazoa; Arthropoda; Insecta; Blattodea; Termopsidae
Product: N-alpha-acetyltransferase 10
Biological process (GO): N-terminal protein amino acid acetylation
Cellular component (GO): NatA complex
Molecular function (GO): protein N-terminal-serine acetyltransferase activity; protein-N-terminal-glutamate acetyltransferase activity
Source: RefSeq, a predicted model, not a curated record